GUCCCUGCAGACCAUACUGAUCAAGGGAUUGCAACAGUUCCCCAGUCAGCUAUGACACCAAACUAGAUAAUCAAUGUUUCAGAUGUGAGGAAACAAAACUUAGGCAUAGCACUGGCUACCGCUUUUGACAUUAGAGCUGCUGUUCCUGAUCUGGAUAUGAGUAGCGAAGAUUUGAUUUUCUUUUUGGAUUGUGGAAUGCAAAUAUUUUCUUUUAGAAAUUUUCAGGAACAUCAUGAAUGGUACUUAUGCUAGAAGUAGUUCCAGUAACAGAGUAGGAAUAAUUAUGGUAACAUUGGCUUCAAAUUCAUACAAGGUCUUUCGAGGUUAUUAAUGAUUCAAGAAUUUGUUUCCUUUAUUUACUGUUAUCUUUCAAGAACUUGGGCUGUAUGUGGUUAUAUCCAAGCCAGUUCUCAAGUGUGUCAAGUGUUUUACAGUGUAAAUAGUCAAAACUUGAUUUUUGGUGCUGUAGGCCUUGGGGAAAAAGUAACCAAAUUUACUUCUUCCUUUACUCCAUACACAGAUAAGAACAGUAGAGGUCAGCAACAUUUCACCAGCUGUUUCUGAGAGAGAAAUCAGAGAAUUCUUUUCAUCUUCUGGUGAUAUUCAAUAUGUUGAAAUGCAAAGGGAAACAGAUGGGACCCGGCUUGCUUAUGUUACAUUCAAGGAUUCACAGGGAGCAGAUACAGCAGUACUACUGUCGGGAGCUACAAUAGCUGAUUUUUCCGUGUCUAUUACACUUGUUGAGAAUUAUAAUCUACCCCCUGAAGCUAUAUCACUGAGACUGGUAAAUCCCAUAGCUUGUUCUCAGUUGUAUCUUUAUAUCUGUUUAUCAUCAAGGAAGAUCUUCACUCUAGAGCUACUCAUGAUAUGUGAAUGUAGUGGAAUAGUGCUAACAGAGUGCGAGCUUGUUCUUUCAUAUGUUUUAAUGCGUGUAAUGGCUAUUCAUAGAAUAUCUGAUUUCAAGAACACAAAAUGCUUCUGCUUUCUGUUAUUUCUUGCUUCUACUUUUUGGAACAUGGAGUUUUUCCUUGUUUAUUGGCUUCUUUUGUUGUCUCUUGAGAGGUCCAUUUCAGAAGUAACAUUGGAGCAAAUGUCCAGUUUGUUUGGUUCCUUUUCAAUCCUUCCUUCAAAGGGGGUAACUACAGGUAUGAAAAAGAAGUUUGAACAUAUGAUAUGA
Messenger RNA from Carya illinoinensis, 1177 nucleotides. RefSeq lists its product as uncharacterized. The transcript is spliced from 3 exons. The record is from RefSeq and is a predicted model, not a curated record. Bases 617 to 1177 code for a protein of 186 amino acids. NCBI's taxonomy places the organism in Eukaryota, Viridiplantae, Streptophyta, Magnoliopsida, Fagales, Juglandaceae.